AUGAACCGUCAUGUUCAGUUUGCCAAGAACUUGAAUCGUUUUCGCCUAGUGACCUUUGACAUCACUGAUACAUUGCUGAGAUUUCGCAAACCACCAGGUGUGCAAUAUGCGGAGACUGCAGCGUUAAUGGGUAUAAAGAAUCUUGACCCAAACAAAUUACAAACUUUAUUUCGUGAAGAGUUCAAAAGCAUGGCCAAAAAAUAUCCGAAUUUCGGUAGCAAAUCGAAAGAAAUAACUUGGCAAGAUUGGUGGAUACUGUUGGUAUCGAACGUCUUUCAUCGUGUAGAUGACCAAUUGCCGCAAACAGAAAUACGUCGCAUAAGCGAACGACUUUUCGAACAGUACCGUACCAAUGAAUGUUAUGUGCAUAUUGAUGGCAAUUUGGAACUAUUAAAAAUGAUGCGUAAUGCUUGUAAAUAUGUUGGUGUGAUAUCAAAUACUGAUCCCGGGCUAGAACGUGUACUCUUAAGUAUGGAUAUCCGACAUAUAUUUGACUUUGUUUGCACCUCAUACGAUUUGGGCGUUGAGAAGCCGCAUUGUGAUGCAUUUCUGAAACCGUUGGAAAAGUACAAUGUGCAAGCGCACGAAGCGUUGCAUAUUGGUAAUCUUUACGAUAAAGAUUAUAUAGGAGCACGUAAUGCUGGCUGGUGUAGUUUACUCAUUACAAAGUCGGUUGAUGAGACACAGAAAGCGAAACCCACACACGUUUACACUAGUUUAAAAGAAAUGCAUAAUGCUUUGGAAACGAUUGAUAUCGAGUGGUAA
Zeugodacus cucurbitae (melon fly) is the source of this 765-nucleotide messenger RNA. Its product is annotated as rhythmically expressed gene 2 protein. The transcript has a single exon. The record is from RefSeq and is a predicted model, not a curated record. Lineage: Eukaryota; Metazoa; Arthropoda; Insecta; Diptera; Tephritidae. Bases 1 to 765 code for a protein of 254 amino acids.